Messenger RNA from Vombatus ursinus (common wombat), 8575 nucleotides. It is a transcript of the gene RAP1GAP2, whose product is annotated as RAP1 GTPase activating protein 2. The record is from RefSeq and is a predicted model, not a curated record. Lineage: Eukaryota; Metazoa; Chordata; Mammalia; Diprotodontia; Vombatidae. Gene Ontology annotation, molecular function: GTPase activator activity. Gene Ontology annotation, biological process: activation of GTPase activity; regulation of small GTPase mediated signal transduction. The coding region runs from base 218 to 2503 and encodes 761 amino acids. Gene Ontology annotation, cellular component: plasma membrane; cytoplasm. The transcript is spliced from 24 exons.
CACAGCAUCGGUCUCUCCUGGAGGAGCCUGGCUGCUCUCGGAGACACUUUCCACUGCCUUAAUCUGCUGUCACUGGGUUUGAGUCAGCCCUCCCACAGGAAGCGUGGGGGGUGGGCAGACCCCGGAGCUCAGCCUUCUGUUCGCCACCCCCAAGUCUGAGCGCCCUACUCUGGGCAACCCCAGAACCUGCUGCUGCUCUGCUCUGCUGUCACCACCGAUGCCCGGGAGGCCCGCCACAAUGUUUGGGAGGAAGCGCAGCGUCUCCUUCGGGGGCUUUGGAUGGAUCGACAAGAACAUGCUGGCCAGCCUGAAGGUCAAGAAACAGGAGCUGGUCAACAACGCAGAUGUGACCAUCCCAGACCGGCCCCUGUCCCCUCCCCUCACAGCUCCCCCAACCAUGAAGUCUGCGGAAUUCUUUGAGAUGUUGGAGAAGAUGCAAGGCAUCAAGCUGGAGGAGCAGAAACCAGGACCCCAGAAAAACAAGGAUGACUACAUCCCAUAUCCCAGCAUUGAUGAGAUUGUGGAAAAAGGAGGCCCUUACCCACUGGUCAUCCUGCCCCAGUUUGGGGGUUACUGGAUCGAAGACCCAGAAAACAUCGGCACACCGACGUCGUCCGACAGCAGCAUCUUCGAGGAGGAGGAGGAAAACCUCAGCCCCGGCAUGUUUGGCUACAGGCUGGAGUGCAAGGGCGAAGCUCGGGCGUACAGGAAAUACUUCCUAGGGAAGGAUCAUUUAAAUUUUUAUUGUACUGCCAGUAGUCUGGGAAACUUGAUUCUGUCCAUCAAAUGUGAAGAGGCUGAAGGCAUAGAGUACCUGCGAAUCAUCCUCAGGUCCAAAGUGAAAACGGUUCAUGAGCGGAUUCCCCUGGCAGGACUGAGCAAGCUCCCCAGCAUCCCUCAGAUUGCAAAGGCUUUCUGUGAUGAUGCCGUGGGACUGAAAUUCAAUCCCAUCCUGUACCCCAAGGCUUCCCAAAUGAUUGUGUCCUAUGAUGAGCACGAAGUCAACAACACCUUCAAGUUUGGCGUCAUUUAUCAAAAAGCUCGCCAGACGCUAGAGGAGGAGCUGUUUGGGAAUAAUGAAGAGAGCCCAGCCUUCAAGGAAUUCUUGAGUCUACUGGGAGAUACCAUCACACUACAGGAUUUUAAAGGCUUCCGAGGGGGCCUGGAUGUGACCCACGGCCAGACUGGGCUGGAAUCAGUGUACACUGUAUUCCGGGACAGGGAGAUCAUGUUUCAUGUCUCCACAAAGCUGCCAUUUACUGAAGGCGACGCCCAACAGCUCCAGAGAAAGAGACAUAUCGGGAAUGACAUCGUGGCUAUUAUCUUCCAAGAAGAAAACACUCCCUUCGUCCCUGACAUGAUCGCCUCCAACUUCUUGCACGCCUACAUCGUUGUCCAAGCCGAAAACCCAACCGGAGAGACCCCGUCCUACAAGGUCUCCGUCACUGCUCGAGAGGAUGUACCACUCUUCGGUCCACCCCUGCCCAGCCCCCCGGUGUUCCAGAAGAGCCCCGAGUUUCGGGAAUUUUUGCUCACCAAACUCACCAACGCUGAGAACGCUUGCUGCAAGUCAGACAAGUUUGCGAAACUUGAGGACCGGACGCGGGCAGCCCUGCUGGACAAUCUCCAUGAUGACCUGCACACCCACACUCAGGCUAUGCUGGGGCUGGGACCCGAGGAAGACAAGUUUGAGAACGGGGGCCAUGGGGGAUUCCUGGAGUCUUUCAAGAGAGCCAUCCGGGUGCGCAGCCACUCCAUGGAGACCAUGGUGGGGAGUCAGAAGAAACAUCAAAGCGGAGGGAUCCCAGGCAGCCUCAGCGGGGGCAUCACACAUAACAGCGUGGAAGUGACCAAGACCACCUUCUCGCCUCCAGUGGCAGCAGCCACAGGGAAGAACCAGUCGAGGAGUCCCAUCAAGCGGAGGUCAGGGCUGUUCCCCCGCCUGCACACGGGCUCCGAAGGCCAGGCUGAUAGCCGGACACGAUGUGACAGUGUCUCUAGCACUCCCAAGACUCCAGAUGGUGGCCAUUCCUCUCAGGAAGUGAAAUCAGAAACCUCGUCCAACCCCAGCUCUCCGGAAAUUUGCCCCAACAAAGAGAAGCCUUUUGUCAAGCUGAAGGAAAACGGCCGAUCCAGCAUCUCCCGGUCCUCAUCCAGCACCAGCAGCUUCAGCAGCACAGCCGGGGAGAGCGAGGCCAUGGAGGAAUAUGACAUUGUGAGCAGCCAGCCCUCCACAGCUUCACCCUUCAAGCAGGAAGUCUUUGUCUACAGCCCGUCCCUGAACAUCGAGAGCCCCAGCCUAGUAGCAGCAGCAACCCCCGUUAUCAUGAGCCGGAGUCCGACAGACUUGAAGAACAGGAACUCUCCGAGGUCCAAUCUGAAGUUCCGCUUUGAUAAGCUCAGCCACACCAGUUCCAGCUCGGGCAGUCCUGCCUCAGCCCAGGGAGAUGGCUCCUCUUCCACCAAGACCUUGGGAACAUCUGUCCACUACACUAAUCCCUGAAGCUGCUCCCAUGCCUGGUGUCCCCGCGCCACUGGCUUCAAGCUGAGGCCAGCCUUCCACUCAGCACCCUGUGUAACCCUAUCACCUUUCCUGACGUUCCCUGUGGUGGCGUGCCUGGCGGGCACACCUCCUGCCUUUCUGAGAGGAAGCUUCUUGUGCCAUGUAGCAUACACUGGACAUGCUGCACCCAGCCCCUCAGGGCCCACGCCCAUAGGUGUCUUUGUUGAUUCAUUUUGUGUCCUCCCGGACUGUGCCACAGCUGGGCCUCUGGCCAAUGCUGUGUGUGCAUCCGUGCUCUCUCCUACACGUGAGCACGGCCAACAAAAGGUCUCUGUGCCCUAAGCUUCCUCCCCUAUCACCCCGUCCCCUCUGGUCCCCACCAUGGUACGUCUCCAUCUUGGUUCUGUGAAUGGUGGGCAGAGGUCAGGCUUUGGGUUCCCAGCCUGAUUAGUCCAUGAAUAGCUAAGUUACUAAUUAGCCCUCUGUCCACAGGCAGGCUUCCUUCUCCUUUCCCUGAUCAAAAUUCCAUUAUAAAGUGCUAGGAAGGCCCAAGACUUAGGUUGGCAGGGCCCCGAACGUCCAUAUCUCUUUCAGGGAGCAGUCUCCGUUAAGGGGGUGAGAGGCUCCUUCAGAUGCUCCUUUUGGGAAUGGGCUUGAGGAGAAUGAGAGAAAGAGACAGAAAAGGAAUGAGACUGGAGCCAGGAAAGCCAGAAGCAAACCUUUCGGCCUCACUGACAGCGAGCGCAGGAAAGGGAGGGGAUGCUUUGAAGGUCAGUGGUCUGUUUGAGGCUCCUGCGAGUUACACCAUCAUGUCUCGACUGAAGCUGCCCUGGACAUCUUCCGUGGCUGGGAAGGUGUCUCUAGGUAGGAUUUCCACUCUUCUAGUGAUUGCCAUCUUCCUCCCAGAAACCAAGUUUGGGAGGGUUCUGGCAAAAUGCACCAGGACCAGUCAGGCCAUCCCAUGCCUCGUCCCAAUGGGCUUCCCAAAGCAUUCAUUUGUUACUCCAGCAUUUAUUAAGCAUUUGCUAGGGAAAAAAAUCUGUCCCCUGCUCCCAUCAGCUUCUCCCAAGGUCCCAGUGAACCUGCUCAGCCCCGUGAGCAGAGAUGUUCAUUGAUGUGGAUUGUCUGCAUCCUUCCGUGUCCAAAGUCAGACGUCUCUCUGGCCCUACCUCUCUUCAUUCAGACCACAGGUCACUUUCCAUGGCUGCUGGAAGGGGACUCCCUUUCCCAUCCUCCUCCCUAGCUCCGAUGGGGAGCUCCUUGUAAGUGAUCAGAGGCCAAGUGCAGGGUCAAGGAGGGCCUAGGAGAGAUUGUAUAGAUGGUCAUUAGUCAGCACAUUCCAAGAGAGGAGAUAGAAGUGUGCCAAGGCUGUGAGACCCAGACCCAAAUACAGGCUUCUGCUCACAUUUGGAGUCCACUAGGGGUAUGCCGUAGUGUUCACCCGCUCCCCUCACCUGGGCUUUGGUACUGAGAGCUGGAAAUCGCAAGACCAGAUGUAGCUCAUGGGAUCAUAGAUCCAAAGCAGGCAAAGGAAACUCAGAGACUGUCUAAUCUCUCAUUUUACAGAUUAGGAAACUGAGGCCUGUGGAAGCAAAGUGACUUAUUUAAGGUCACAAAGGUAGUAAGCUUCAAAGGUAGAAUCUGAAUCUGUUCCUCCCCCAGAGCCUGACUUUCCAUUACACCAGGGCCCAACGGAUGCUUUCAUGUCUUAGAGAUCUGGACAACGAGAACUGAGUAGCACGCACAGGAGGUAGGCUGAAGGUUCCCCUAUCAACUUAAUCUCAGACUUUCCAAAAUAUUAAGGGCAAAAGUCAGCCCCACAUGCGAGAUUCUAUAGAAAGUACCCUGGUGUGCCAUCGUGGCCAAGGCAUACUUCAUUCCCAGGGUCUGUGCCUGAGACCCCUUCCCCUUUUCCUGUCCCGCCCUUCCACACCCUGUACUACCUGCUGUCCAUCGAUGGGAUUACUGCCCAUGGACUUCUGCUAAUCCCAAGGGAGUUCCCAUGCCUGGGCAGAAGCGCACAGACGUGGCAUUGGCCCCAUGCCACCGCAGGCCAUUUUCCCUUAUUCCUUCUAGGUCCAGGGACCCCACCUCCUUAUGGACCAGCCUGAUUCAUAAGGGGUGUCCCCCCUCUGACCACACUCAGUCCAUCCUCUCAAUCAGAAAAUGCGUGCUUUCUUGAGAUUUGAACCAAACACAAAUUUGGUGCGGUGUGAGGCCCUCUGACUCACGUCCCAUGAUGCUGCCACGAACGGCCUUGGUGCAGAUGGAGGCUGAAUUUGUAAUUGGAUUUUAGAGUCUGAGAUAGCUAACACCUUUGAGGAAGUGCAACCUCAUUGCCUUCAAGGAUACCCACCUACCCAAAGUCCUGGCCAAAAUGUGCAUUGCCUCUGAAUUUCAAAAUAGUCUACUUCUAACCAGACUCUCAAACGAUUUAAUGAGGUCCAGAAGCUUCUAGUGAUGGGCAUCUUGGGGUCCACAUGCCAGCGACCUCCAAGAUCUUCCCUAACAAAGACCUCUAUCACUAGGAGACCUCUUACUCAAACUGCUUUAAGGAAUGGAUCAGAGGCACUUAAUUCCAAUCAAACAAUUCAUAUGCAACAUACCUCCGGGUCUGUUUUCCUCACCCAAAUUGAAGUGGACAGCUUUCCUUUUUCCUGAGCAACAGUAUAAUUUCCUGCUGAUUUCACCAUGAUAUGUUUUAGAAACAAGGACCCCAUCGAUUUGGAAUUUGUAAUAAUUCAAAAGUAGGCUAGGGUCCUUUUUUUUUUUUUUUUGUUAGAAGAGAGCUUCAACGCUACAUGCUGUAAUCCCAUCUUUUGAAAGAUGAGGAAACUGAGGUUUCUUUUGCUCAAGACAGUUUGAGCGAUUUGUGGAAAUAAUUUGCUCAAGGUCACUUAGUAUCAGAGCUGGGAUGAUGAUCCAGGCUCUUCCCCUGCUCCCCCACCCCCGGCCGGUCCUCUUUCCCCUUUCCCAUCCUGCCCGUCGACACACUACCUGUAAGGAGAGGAGUUUAUUCUAAAUAAGUUUAGCCUAAAUAAGAUUGCUCUUAUAAAGAACUUUUCUCAAAAGUUGGCCCAGUCAGGUGCUCUUAAAAUUUUCUUUGGCAGCACCCAUUUGUACAUAAGCAAUGUGAUUAUUACGUAUGAUUCUUGUCUUCAAACAGGUCAGGUGGGACUUGGCCACACUUUUCGUUGUGUCUGUCUGUCCUUGAAAGUCAUAAACAAUGUUUAGUUGCAGAAUAUUAUCUAUUUCUUUUCACUUGUCACUAAUUCAGCCUGAGCCUUCUUCCCCCCGUCCUGUUCCAUCCCCUACCCACGUUGGUCAAAUAAGUAAGUUUUGACUGUAGCGGCUUCCAUCCGCCUGGAAGCAGCAGUGCCUUUAAUCAUGGUUUGGGGUGAUUGCCUUUUCAGGUUGUAAUGUGUCUCCCCCAGCCCUCGGAGCAUCAGGCCCCAUCUCCUCGUACCACCCCCAUCUGGCUCUGACCCACUCAGCCCACCUCCAGGCAGGCAGCUGUCCAUCUUCUUUGCCGUUCCUCGGAGGUGGAGUUUGGUGAGAGUAGACCAGAAGCCUUGAAUUCUCAUUUCCUUAUAUGUUGGCUUUAGUAGCUUCUGAAAUAGCCCUCCCUCCCUUCGGGUCUGGCACGGAGACCCAGCCUCCUGUAAAUACUUACCCAGUUGGCUUAAAGAGUGAAUAUUAUCUGCCCAUCUGUGUCGCCGGUGCCCAAGAGAAGGAAGAAAACAAGGCCAGGAACAAGGUUCUUCCUUGUGCCUCUGGAUUUCAAAUUUGUGUACAAUACUGCAAUCCAAACUUGGCUUUUAAACGAUCUAAAAGACUCGACAGCACAGUAUUUUCUACUGAUGGGGGCCUUGGGGUCCCUGAGAGCAUCUAUAGGAUGAUCAUGCCCUUCUCCUGGACUCUUGGCCUUUGGCGCUGCUCUUUGGGCUUACUGACCUUAUGUGUGAGGAGUGGAGACCUAGCAUAACUCUGCUGGUUAUUAGUGCUCGGUUUUGUUCGUUUGGAUGGUUCUCAUUGGGAGUUUGAGAAGUUUGCCUCUGUGCCGUCUAUGAAGAAAGUGUUUGCCAGGUAGACUUAAAGCUAGUGGUAGGGAUCGGGGAAGAUUUCAUCUGCUUGAGGAAAUCGAGUGUUUUCAGGUACGUUGGCGGCACCUGACUGCUCACGAUACUGAUUAACUCAAUAAGACAAGCUGAUUUCUUCACCAUUCAUUAAAGUGGCCCCAGCAGAACCUUUCCUGGUAAACCUUAGGUCAGCUAGAAUGACUGUUUAUGCUUGCAAAGGGAGAAGGCAGCCUUCCUUUGGAGUAGUCAGGCUUGUUGCUAUUUUAGACAGGCUUCAGAAUCCUAGAAAUCAGGAGACCACCUGAUCCUACUCCGUCACCUUACGGAGGAGAUAAGCUGAGGCCCAGAGGCAUGAAUUGAUUCACCCACGGUCACGUUGCCACCGAGUUGGGACUAGACACCAGGUCUCAGAUCCCAGUCAAGUGCUCUUUCCAUAGGCUCACCACCACCACCAUCCCCAUUGCAUCCCCACCGCCAUUAGUUUGAAUGAACAGCAAUAACUGUGUCCUUGGAUUCUACCAAAGUGAAUAAGUUGGGGUCUCAAGGUUGGUGCCUGAGUCAGGGAUGUGAAAGUCCCACUUUCUUAGGUGGUGUAGGACUUGGCCCCAGAUAAGUAACACAGUAAAUGCUUGAUCAGUGUUGAGUUGAAGAAGAUGGAAUUGGAGGGAGAAUUUGUUGAUUUUCUCUAGCAAAGACUUCCUAGGACUUUGAGCCCACCAAGAAAAUGAAAUGUCCAGACGGCCAGCUAGAUCCUUGAUUCGUUUUAGUCACAGAGCUCACAUUAGCUCACCAACCCCAAGCCUUUGGUAGGAGUUGGGGCCGGGGCCAAAAACAAGAUAGUUUAAACACACCCCAGUUCCCUCUUGGCAAAUAGCAAAGGAGUAGUGUCAAAAAAAAGUAGUAUCUUUCCUAUCCCGUACUAUCCCACCACCUCAUUCCCCCAAUGAGUAGACUGGGAUGCUAGAUUUCAUGGUAGGGCAUACAUCAGUUCAUUUAGGUGUUGCCCCAAGGACCAUGCAGAAGUAAACAUCUAUUUAUUACAUUCCUACAUCCAUAAAGAUCAGGCCUAGAGAACUGGGAAGUGUUUGGGGGGGAAGGGCAAGGCUCACAGAAGUAGGCCUUCAAAUGAUAUAGACCAAAGGAAUGGCCUUCCUCUAAUUGCCUGGGGUGGUGGUGAGUUAGUAUUUGCCAAGGGCAGGACUUUCCAGGAAUUACUCUGAAGUAGAAGAAAGAUUACUGGGCACUCAGGGCCAGUUCUGGGCCCUGCCCAAGCUCUCGUUCCAUUCUUUUCUCCUCCAAGUCCUAAGGAAGAUACGCCAUGCUGGUGAGAUUGGUCUUAUAAACUACUGUGUAUGUCACUGGAAUAUCCAUCCCCCUGGGAGGAGAGAUGGGCUAGGCCACAGAAGUAUCGGUCAAGGGGAGUGGAGCAUAGCAGACAAGGACAAGAUGGCCCUAGAAGGAGGGUACUUGGCUUCCUGCUUUGUGUCUAGCCUGGGCAGCUCCAGUGGGGUGUAGAGGAGCUCAAGAGGAAAUGAAUUCUCAUCGAUCCCUUUCUUUUGUGACGUUCCACUUUGCUGGACUUUGUUUUCUGCUUGAAUGAAUAAACCUGUCCCUUUCCAUUCCUCUCGCUUAUCUCCUAGCAUGGUUGAAGAUCCUACUUUUUCUUUUUCAUGAAUGUAGUUUUGUGACGCCCCCUCAAGUGCAGCAAUGUUCACCUGUGAAGAGAGUUCCUAGGAGUGAUGCAAUCUCAGAGCCAAGCUCAGCUCUGACAGCGGUGGUGAUUGUCACGUCCCUUUUUCCUUUUUAGAGCAGAGAGGUGCUUCGUAGAGUCUGAUUAUCUAUGCCCUGUAAAUAGUGUACAUUUAAUUUAUUGCUACGGUAACAUGGUGUAUUGGUUAAUGUAUAAAACAAAUUCUAAAAGGUUCACAAAUGUAUAUUUUGUUGCUUAGAUGUGUCUUUGCAGAAAUUCACAAUAAAUAACAUAUUUUGUGUC